AAACUGCAGAUACAGAGCGUCAGAACUCUGAGUGAGAAAACAGGAGUGUGACGCCCUACGCAUGUGACUGGCGGAGAUUUCAUGCAGCAGGGAACCUGCCUCUUCCAAACUCUGAGCAAUGCCGACACCAAGGUGGACAGACAUGACUGCAGCUGACUUUACGGAGAAUUUAUCGGGUGUCAACGCCACGUCGGGUCCCGAGGUGGUGAUCAUGGAGUCCCUAUGGCCGGUCGCGGCCGCUCUGGCCACGGCGCUGCUGCUUACCGCAGUUCUGCUGGGCAUCUUCACCUGGCUCUACAAGAAGAAGAAGGAGGCUCCAGGGGCAAACAAGAAGGAGGUGCUCAUAGAUUACUGCAUUGCUGGAGACAUACCAGCGCCCGUGUUUGAGGACGAUGUCCCUUCAGUACUGGAGCUGGACAUGGAAGACUUGGACAAAUGGGGAACGAAAACUUCCUAUGACAGGUACGAGGCGCACGACUGCGCUCUCCCCAAGAGCAGCAGCCAGACGGUAUGACCUCCACAGGACUCCUUGUUGAAGCAGCCACACCGCAGCCAAUCAGAUCUGCAGUUUGCCGUGGUAACCGGCGUCAGGGAAGGAAGCACGGUGUUCUGCGGAGUAACAUGGCUGCGGGACUUCCUCUGAUCUUAUUUAUGCCUUUGAUAAUGCUGUGACUUCAAUUAAAAAUAAAUGUGUAUUUUUUUUUACGUUACAUAAGCCUUUGUCAUAACAGAGACGGUUCUGCUGAAUUGUAAUGAUACCCAAACCAUUUAAUUAUUUCAAUGUGCUGAUAUUUCUUGUAAAUAAAUUCUUCAGAUGUU
This is a messenger RNA of Brienomyrus brachyistius, 819 nucleotides long. RefSeq names its product transmembrane protein 154-like. The record is from RefSeq and is a predicted model, not a curated record. Bases 119 to 514 code for a protein of 131 amino acids. The transcript is spliced from 5 exons. Lineage: Eukaryota; Metazoa; Chordata; Actinopteri; Osteoglossiformes; Mormyridae.